Molecule: messenger RNA, 2220 nt
Organism: Leguminivora glycinivorella
Lineage: Eukaryota; Metazoa; Arthropoda; Insecta; Lepidoptera; Tortricidae
Gene: Adar
Product: double-stranded RNA-specific editase Adar
Exons: 20
Coding region: 57-2192 (711 amino acids)
Biological process (GO): adenosine to inosine editing; RNA processing
Cellular component (GO): cytoplasm; nucleolus
Molecular function (GO): double-stranded RNA binding; tRNA-specific adenosine deaminase activity; double-stranded RNA adenosine deaminase activity
Source: RefSeq, a predicted model, not a curated record
UGUAAUUUGUUGGAAAAACAUUAUUUAGAUACUAUCUAAAUAAAUCUCAACUUGUUAUGGACGACAAUGCAACUGAUUUCACUAAAAACGAUAAUUUUGAAAGUUGGACAUCUAGCGGAGACAUAAGUUCUACAUCGGACUUCAUGAUGCCGGUGGAAGAGACUAUUGGCCAAAAGAGACCUUACCCUGGUCUGCAGUAUGGCGCUCCUCCCGCAAAGCGUACGCCCACCAUACGCCUUGGUGCUGGCUUCAAAUGGAACUUGCAGGCACUUGCCCAAGCCGCCAACGCUGUGGAAACGGGCGGCAAAUCGCCAGUGUCAGCCCUAAACGAGCUAGGGGUCAAGGUCACCUACAGCGUACUUAGACAAGGCGGCCCAGCGCACUGUCCAAGCUUCACGGUCGCUGUUACGGUGGCAGACAUGAUAUUCGAAGGCUGGGGCCACAGCAAGCGAGAUGCGCGCGCCUCGGCCGCCCGCGCUUGCCUCGCGGCGCUCCUCGCCCGCGCCGGCCGCGUGCUGCCCGAGGCAGAGCCACGAGACUUCACUAGCGACGAGCCGAGACCUCCACCGUCAGACUUCCAAUGUCUGGAGGCGAAGGCGAAACAAGCUGAGGUUGAAGCGAAGCCAGCCACUCCACCAGCCCCUCCACCCCCCUCCGCAGCGACAGCCCUUUUCGGGGCCUCCGGGGCUUCCACGGCCCACAAGAGCCCCAUCAACUCUCUCUAUGAGACCUGCCCCGGACUAACCUUCCUCUGCACCUUCGGGGAUGGAUCCUCACUCGACCAGCCCAAUGCUCCUCUUCAACUUAGCCACAGCAUGCGUUUCAAGGUCGUCUGCCAGAUCAAGGACCAGACAUUUGAAGGAUACGGAUCAAGCAAGAAGCUUGCGAAGCUAGCGGCGGCUAGGGCUGCGCUAGCGGUGUUGGACGAGGGCAAGACCCCCGCCGCCGCGCCCACCGGCGCCGAGCCGGGCUGCUUACCGCAACCGAGGGCGGAUACUAUCGGCAAACUGGUGAAUGAGAAGUUCCACGAAAUCAUGAAAGGAGACCUGGUGCAUUCAAAGAGAAAGGUCUUGGCUGGCAUUGUCAUGACUAUCGACAAUAGACCCAACGACUCCAAGGUGAUUGCAGUAACUACAGGCACGAAGUGUGUGUCAGGCGAGCAUAUGUCGGUACGAGGAAGGGCUGUCAACGAUUGUCACGCCGAGGUGGCAGCACGGCGUUGCUUACAGCGACAUCUGUACGCACAACUUCUCAUGUACGCGGAGGCUAAAGAUCCAACAGUCCCAAUACCGGAAUCGGACUUAGAGCCGGUCCCGGGCGGCGGUUACCAGUUGAAACCGGACCGGCAGCUACAUCUAUACGUCAGCACGGCGCCGUGCGGCGACGGACGAAUCUUCAGCCCGCACGAACAACCGGACCCCACGCCGGACCGCCAUCCGAACAGAUUGGCCCGUGGUCAACUAAGAACGAAGAUUGAAUCCGGUGAAGGCACUAUCCCCGUCAAAAACUGCAGCAACAUCAUACAGACCUGGGAUGGAGUUAUGCAGGGCGAGCGACUCCUAACCAUGUCGUGUUCGGACAAAGUUUGCCGCUGGUGCGUGGUGGGUAUGCAGGGGGCGCUACUGUCGCGACUCAUUCGGCCUGUCUACCUGAGCUCACUGGUCCUUGGCUCACUGUUACAUCCGCAUCACAUGUAUCGCGCGAUCUGCGGCCGCAUAGAGACGCAGCUCCAAUCAUUACCCCCUCCAUUCCGCCUGCAGCGCCCCCUACUGGCGCGCGCGGCCAGCACCGAAGCCAGGACUCCUGCAAGAGCGCCUUCCUUCAGCGUCAGCUGGUGUUCCACGUCCCCUCUGCCUGAGGUAGUCAACGCUACGACAGGGAAACUGGAAAGCGGACAGCCGUCACUUCUCUGCAAGCAGAGCAUGUUUGCUCGCUGGCAGUACCUUGUGAAGCGACUGCCUUUGCUACCUCAGGACCCGAACGGCGUAGACCCCACGCCUCUGCCGCCUGAUGUCGACCAGCUAUUGUACAACGAGGCCAAGCAGCUCUGUCCCGCAUACCAGGUGGCCAAGGAGCGACUAAUCGAAGCGUUCGACAAAGCCAAGCUCGGGCGCUGGAUCAAGAAGCCGAUAGAGCAGGAUCAGUUCGUGUGCGAGAUCCGCGACGCCGCGCCCGCCGCGCUCUUCGCCUAGGACCGCGCGCCCCCCUGUAGCGCCGUGC